Molecule: messenger RNA, 5321 nt
Organism: Salmo salar (Atlantic salmon)
Lineage: Eukaryota; Metazoa; Chordata; Actinopteri; Salmoniformes; Salmonidae
Source: RefSeq, a predicted model, not a curated record
AAGACAGCUAAAGCCCACACCCGCACGCAGUUCCAGUAUUACACAUAAUCGUUUAAAAUAACUAUUUAAACAAAGUCUUUGAAAAUCGUUCAGAUUUCUAUAAUAGUGUUACAUUGAAUUUGUCAACAACAACUUCAUAUUGUUUUACACUAAUUCAGUGAAGUCAGAUGUUUGCCAUCAGACCGCCCUCUCCGUGAUUUUAUUUGUGUCUUCUGCAUCCUUCCAGAUCUUUCUCCUCCUUUCGACAAAAUCUUUUCAGCACCGGACCAUCGUUUCUUCUCACCACAAAGACCAGCAAACUAUGUAAUGUUGAAAGCUGUCAUCAAAGCUAUAAUCAUGAGUGCAUGUUGCAGCAACACAGCAGCACAGCAGUUAUGCAGAAAUGGUGAAGACAGAAAACAAAGUGUUUGACUGAGAAACCAGUUCAGUGACAAGGAUCCAAAGGAUUUCAGUAAGGCUGAACAAGUCCAAAUGGAGAAUGAAGAGGAAGGCAAACCAACUGACCUGCCAGAUGAGAUUAAGGAUUGGAAUAAACAUCACGUGAAACAAUGGGCUCUCAACGAGGCUUGUGUGGAUGGUGAAUUUGCAGAUAUCUUGUUUCAGCAGAACAUUAAUGGGCCUAGUCUUUUACUUUUAGAAAAAUCUGAUUUACUAGGGGUGGGUGUCACACUGGGGCCUGCAAAGUUGAUCAUUCAUAAGAGGGAUGAACAUUUGAAAUUUAAGAAAGAGCAGUUGAGUAGCCCAACAACAAAUCAGUCUGGGAGACCGUGCAAGCCGUACCCUUUUCAUCGACACCAUGAUGCCUGCAGAUACAAGGUGAACAGCGUUCUUGAUGUAACAGAAUCAGGUGCAUCAGACUAUAUUGAACCCUGUCAUGAAUAUAAAGCAUACAUCCAUAUGUCAGAGGCAGCUGUGGAGAGCAAAAUGAACAAGUUCACUGAAGAGGUUAUUCGAUUUGCAGCAGCCUGCAUGAAUAGCCGCACUAAUGGCACCAUACAUUUUGGAGUUGGUGACAAGCCAGACUUUGUUCAUGGACAAGUUUUGGGAGUUAGCGUAAUGGACAAAGAGGCAUAUGUCAAUGCUCUACCAAAAGCCAUUGAGGGUAAUUUUGAAUAUAAACAUAUCCAGACAGCCAAGAUGUGCAUCAAACCACCUCGAUUUGUUGAGGUUCUCAAUCCUGAUAUGACAUCAUCAGAGAAAUAUGUGAUAGAAGUGGACAUCGUGCCAGACUUUGUGAUCUGUCAAGAGAACAUCUAUCACGUUUUCAGCUUGAAGACAAGGAAAUUAAAGAGGAAGUCCAAAAACAAAGAAACAGAGAAAGAAGAGAAAAAACGAUUCUUCAUUCGUGAUCACAGCAGCAGCAGGGAUCUCCUUGCACUAACCACUUCUGCCAAGCGUAAGGAAGAAUACAAUAGGUUUGUCGACAAUGUGUCACAGCUGUCACAGCUAAGAAAACAAGCAGAGGAAAAUCGCCUUAGUGUGGUUAAAAGUAGUGUCCAGGGCUCCAGACUAAGUGAAAUGAUAACAGGUGGAUCCCAAUCCUUAGACAAGUCCCACUUCGAGCGGUAUUUGAUAGUGACCAACAAAUCACAUUUAGUUCAUUUGGAAUCCCUGGGAUUUAUUCCUGAACUGAACCCAACUGCUGUUUUGGACUUUGACCCUGAGUCGACAAAACAUGGAUUGAUGAAGCACUUUGAAGACCAGAGUACAAUAAAUGUCCACUUGCCAGUACAAUAUAAAAUCACAGAGGCUGUCGAAGACAUUGCUAGCAAGCUAAAACUGACUCGAAACACCAGCUGGAUCCUCUGCAAUGGGGGUAUCGAAAAAGAGAUACCUUCAGAUGUAGAUGAAUGGUUAAUAGAGAAAGGAGCGUCUGUACGAAAUGUGAUUUCAUUCCUUUGCCGGAAAGAUGUGCUACCACACAAGAGAUUCCUGGUUAUUUUCAUAUUGCUGUCUACUGUGAGUGAGAACAUGGACCCUCUACUUGAGACAUUCAGCACAUUCUGGCAGGAGCUCAGAGGAACAGAGCAAAUACUUUGCAUCUGUGAAAAUGAAGAAGCAUUCACCUGCUGGAGGGACCUGAUUAAAUCCCGCUAUGGAUUAGACAUUAAAACAAGAUCAAUCUAUGAGCUCAGUUUUGCUGAGGUUAACGGCACCGUCCUCAGCCUGUGGUCAGACAACCGGAAAUCCAGCCGUUUCCUACCCUGUGGAGGAGGCAGCAAAGUGAUGUUAAAAAAGAAAGAAGAGGGCAGCCUGGACAUCCUGAAUAUUCUGUGUGUGAAUCAGUGUGAGGGAGGAAAUGAAGAUAAGGCCCUCAUACAGGAGAAGUUCUACAAAGGAGGAAAGGUGUCAUGGUGGAACUUCUAUUUCUCUGAGCAGCCAGGAUCCAUGCCAUUCAUCAAACGGGACAAGUUCGACUUCAUCAUGAACACUGUCCUACCAGCUUUGAGCUCUUUGAAAAAAGCUUGUGUGACCUUCAAACUUUUGCAUGUCCCAGGAUGUGGUGGAACUACACUAGCCAUGCAUAUAUUAUGGGCACUGAAAGACAAGUUCCGUUGUGCUGUUCUGAGGGACAGAACCGCUGAUCAUGUUGUUGUUGCCGAGCAGGUGGUCAAGCUACUGAUGUAUGAGACAACAGAACAAUCGUCCCGGAUUCCUGUGUUGCUCAUGCUAGAUGACUUUGAGGAGAUGGAUGACGCAUAUGAUUUGCAGCAGCUCAUUGAGAAGGAAUGUGUCAAGAAGGACAUUGGAUCUAGGUCCCCGCAGGUCAUUCUACUCAAUUGCAUGAGGGCUGAGUCUUGGGAGAAGACUGAAUCAACUGAAGACACUGUGUUCAUUGGCAAUAACCUCUCUGAAUUGGAGCAGAGGCAGUUUGAGAAAAAACUGGAGGAGAUUGAGAAGACCUACAAGAAUGCAGACACAUUCUACGCUUUCAUGAUCAUGAAGAAGAACUUUUCACCCGAGUAUAUACAGGGUGUGGCUCGAAACACCCUAAAGAGCUUCAACAUGAAUCACAAACAUGCACAACUCAUUGCUGUUCUGGUCUUGUUGAAUGUCUACUGCAAGGGUGCAACACUCUCAGUCUCUCUCUGUGAAGAGUUUCUUGGCCUCCAGACCAAGCCACAUAGUGGAUCCGCCGAUGUUAAGGUUGGAUUUGGGAAGUUUUCCACUCUAGUGACCUGCUGCACAGAGGAGGCUAAGGUUGUAUUCGAGGCAGUGAGAAUGAUCCACUCAAGCAUGGCCGUGCACUGUUUGAAGGAGCUUACAACCACAUACAGUGUAACCAAAGCUGAGAUCACUGAUCUACUGCUCAACACAGACAUGCUUUAUGAGUGCAUACAGGGCAAAGAUAAACUCAUGAAGGAUGUUCACACCAUGUUAGUGAAAAGACAUCACUCAGUCAAGGGUGAAGAUUCUCAGUUUUCACCUCUCAUCCAGGAUAUUGCAAAGGAAACACCAGGUGUUGAAGAAAAUGUGCUAUUCAAUGCAGCCAAGCGCUUUGAAAAAGAUGCUGUCAUCUCUCAGCUUCUUGCCAGAUACCAAUACCUGAAGAAAAGGGAUUUCAGGGAGGCAAAGGCCUGGGCAAAGAAAGCGAAAGAUCUUUCCAGAGAUAACUCCUACAUUUCUGACACAUCUGCACAAGUGAUCAAGCAUGAGCUAAAGAGUGCAAUACAAAGUGACAAAGAUCCCAUGAAGCCUGAAAAGCUCAAAGGCUAUCUUAGAAUGGCCCAGUCAGCAACAGAGGCCUUCAGGGAUACACAGGAAAUUGCAAAGAAGGAGGCUACUCUGAGAGUACAAAACAAGAGAGACAACAGCCCUUUCAACACUGCAGGUUGCCUUGGAGAAAUCCAGGUUGCGGUCAUCAUCAUCGAAAUACUGGAAAAAUGUCCAGUGUUUUCUUUAGGCAAUGUCCGUCAUGACAUUCUGAGUGAAGUUCUCUCUGGCAGAUUUACAAUCCAAGAUGUUGCGAGGAAAGAUUCCAGACAUCACAAACAUGCCUUGUAUUACGACAUUCUCCGUGAAUUUGAAGAUCUUCUGUACAACCUCAGACAUCGCAUGAAGAGGCAUUUUGAUUUUCUUGACAGCUUUCAUGUCAAUUUGGGUUCCAGAUUCACCCUGAAAGACAGUCGAGAGGAAAGAACUCGACAGGAGCUCUUCCGAUGCUUUCAGCUAUACAGUGACCUCUUUUGCAUGAUGGAUUCCACAGAAUUGAUUAAAAACAAGAACCUGAGCAUCAUGCUCCAAAUUCACAAGGCAAGGCAAUUUUUGGAGAUGAGAAAAGCUGAUACUUACUCUGGGAUUCUAAAUUGUCUCUCUAAUGGUACCCAACCUGACAUGAUGGUAAAGACAGUCCGGCAGUAUGACUUCAUUCUGAGUAAAAAUCCUAAAAGUAGUGUUAGAGAAAAUGUCAAUUUCAUCUAUGCCAAUGUUGUGCUAAGCUGUGUCAAACCUGAAUCUCAACAACUUCACCCGUAUCAGACCCUCAUUGAUAUUCUUUGCCAAAUUCUUGAAGGCCAAAUCCCGUAUGGAGAAACCUUGGCAUUGCACUUCAUUGCUGUAGCUCUGUUGUGGCCACAACAGAUCUUUCUGUCACAAACUGAAGAGUCUCAGAAGUUUGGAAGCUAUGUGUCACAGAUUAGGACAUCAUUCUGUAACGAGAUGAAAUCUGUGUUGAAUGGAAAGUCGCCUGUUGUCCAUUUCUUUUUGGGGAAGAAACAGGGCUAUGACCGUCUUAUCCACCUUGGAGAACUUGAGAGGUGUGUAAGCCCACAAGAAAACUUUGCUUCGCUCUGGGAAAAUGGCAAAAUAUGGAAGCACGAGACGGUCAAGGAGCUCCUUUGCAGGGUGACAGGAUGGGUACAAAGAAAAUUAAUUAGGACAGAUACCUGGAGCACAGGCUCAAAGAUUGAAGUCAUUCCAAUGUUCAAAAGCCAGCUUUGUGGAAAAUUGGAGGGAGACAAAGUGUCUUUUGUCAUUGGUUUCUCAAUGAAGGGCCCACUGGCUUACGACAUAUAUUGAACAUCCAGAACAACAUAACUGAUGCAAUCCCGGCUGAGUCUUAAAAAUUGGUUCAACAUUGAAUCCUAUUAUAAACCUACUGUUAUUAUUAACUAACACUCACACUUUACCCCCCCCUUUUAGAUCUGACUUUGCUGAUAACUACUUUGAGGAAAAUUUUACUGACUGUGAUAUGUGGUUGUCUCAUCUAGCUAUUUUAAGAUCAAUGUAUUAAUUGUGUCUGCUACAUGACUAAAAUGUACACUACCGGUCAAAAGUUUUAUAACACCUACUCAUUCAAGGGUUUUUCUUUAUUUUUACUA